Talaromyces atroroseus is the source of this 657-nucleotide messenger RNA. RefSeq lists its product as hypothetical. Gene Ontology annotation, cellular component: RNA polymerase III complex. NCBI's taxonomy places the organism in Eukaryota, Fungi, Ascomycota, Eurotiomycetes, Eurotiales, Trichocomaceae. The record is from RefSeq and is a predicted model, not a curated record. Bases 1 to 657 code for a protein of 218 amino acids. Gene Ontology annotation, biological process: transcription initiation at RNA polymerase III promoter; DNA-templated transcription. The transcript is spliced from 6 exons.
AUGUUUAUUCUUCCCCAGUCAACCAUCUCAGAUCUUGUUCAGAUCACGCCAGAGGACUUUUCCAAGUUCAGUGUAGUCGCUAUUGAGGACAACAUUAACGAGAAAUACGCCAACAAGGUGAGGAUGAUCUCCAGCCCUUUUCAAAAAAUCGGAAUUGUACUGGGGCUGACAGUCUUUUCCAAGGUCAUCCAAAAAAUCGGAUUAUGUAUUGGGUUUUAUGAUCUGCUUCAGUCCUCUGAUGGCCUGAUUGGCCAUGGAACGGGGUUGGUUAAUGUCAACGUUACGUUUCGACUGCUCGUAUUCCGACCUUUCAAGGGCGAGGUCAUUCUUGGCAAAAUUUUGAGCCAGGAUGAGGACGGUAUCAAAAUUGGACUAGAGUUCUUCGAAGAUAUAUUCGUCCCUAAAGAGCUGCUCUUUGAGCCGUCGCGCUACGACAUCGCGGAAAAUAUAUGGGUGUGGGAGAAUGACGGGCAGCCGUUCUUCUACGAUGUCAAUGAGAUAGUGAGAUUCCGAGUUGAGGCGGAAGAAUGGCACGACCAGAGGCCUACGAAGCCCGAGCAAGCUGAUGGGCAGACGCAGUCUGACUACAAGGCUCCAUAUACGAUACAAGCUUCCAUGGUUGAUUCCGGCAUGGGCCUUAUUUCCUGGUGGACCUAG